Messenger RNA from Momordica charantia (bitter melon), 826 nucleotides. Its product is annotated as small ribosomal subunit protein uS11y. Gene Ontology annotation, cellular component: ribosome. Gene Ontology annotation, molecular function: structural constituent of ribosome. NCBI's taxonomy places the organism in Eukaryota, Viridiplantae, Streptophyta, Magnoliopsida, Cucurbitales, Cucurbitaceae. Gene Ontology annotation, biological process: translation. The record is from RefSeq and is a predicted model, not a curated record.
AAAACCCUAACUAUAAAAGUAAAACAUCAUCUUCCAUUGGAGCUCCAGCUCGUCCAAGGUUCCUAAACUUCCCUUGCAGAGUUCAGCUUUAACCCCUCACCAUGUCGAGAAGGAAGACCAGAGAGCCUAAAGAGGAAACUGUCACCCUUGGCCCUGCUGUUCGUGAAGGAGAGCAUGUCUUUGGCGUCGCCCACAUUUUUGCUUCGUUUAAUGAUACAUUUAUUCAUGUGACUGACCUGUCUGGUCGUGAAACGCUUGUUCGCAUUACUGGUGGCAUGAAGGUGAAAGCUGACAGAGAUGAAUCAUCUCCUUACGCUGCCAUGCUUGCUGCACAAGACGUUUCUCAGCGAUGCAAGGAACUCGGUAUUACUGCUUUACAUAUAAAGCUCCGUGCUACCGGUGGAAACAAAACCAAAACUCCUGGGCCUGGUGCUCAAUCGGCUCUUAGGGCCCUUGCUCGUUCAGGCAUGAGAAUUGGUCGUAUAGAGGAUGUAACUCCGAUCCCUACGGACAGUACACGAAGAAAGGGUGGCAGGAGAGGAAGAAGGUUGUGAUUCCUAGCCUCCUUUCGAAUUAUGGAGCUCUUACUGCCGCUUCAGUUGCUGUUGAAUGCUAUAGUUUUGGAGGAAAGGUAGCUUUUUCUUGUGUGCUAAAUUUAGUCUUGAUGUUCAAGAUUAUUGGUUUUAUCAACAUUUUUGGCAUUUUGAUUCAUGCAAUCCAAGACGAUUGAUUAUAGUACAACUUUUUGGCUGCUGUUUAGUACUUUCUUUAUAUGAAUAUGACUUAUUUCGCAGAAUUGAACUACAAUACGUUAUUCACCGUCCAA